Mucor mucedo is the source of this 579-nucleotide messenger RNA. RefSeq lists its product as uncharacterized. NCBI's taxonomy places the organism in Eukaryota, Fungi, Mucoromycota, Mucoromycetes, Mucorales, Mucoraceae. The transcript is spliced from 2 exons. The record is from RefSeq and is a predicted model, not a curated record. The coding region runs from base 1 to 579 and encodes 192 amino acids.
AUGAGCGAAUGUAACAGAGUCAAAAGUGAAGGUAUAUCCUUCCUAGCAACCAAAUGCACUUCUUUACAUACAUUAUUAUUGGCUUAUCAAGCUGGUGUGACAAAUGAGGCUAUACAGUUGUUUAUUAGUAACUGUCACUAUCUUAAACACGUGGAUGUUUCUGGCUGUCGACUUCUGACCGAUCAGGCGUUCUUUCCUCUUCUUGAUGGUGUCGUCGAUGAUGACCUUGUGCCUAUUAUUCUUGAAACACUCAAUGUGAGUGGUUUAGAUCUACUGUCUGCGCAUUCCAUACAUCAACUUUUGACAAGACUCCCUCGUUUACAAGAAUUAAGCCUGGGAGUCACAUAUGAUCUGGACGAAGCAGACCGUAUUCUAGAUGCAAUUAAUUCGGAUGAACUCAGAUUUUUCAUAGACGUUGAAAAAUAUUAUACCAUCUGCAGAAUGCCAGUGGCUACCACUUUACUUUCUUCUUACUCAUCAAAAAGAUUAUUAAUGAUACCAGAACAAAAUGAUACAACCAUUUCUUUACCCUCAACUUCAACAUGGACUUUACCUCCGUUUACAUUCCAAUUAGAUUAA